This is a messenger RNA of Penicillium canescens, 552 nucleotides long. RefSeq names its product nucleotide triphosphate diphosphatase NUDT15. The coding region runs from base 121 to 552 and encodes 143 amino acids. The record is from RefSeq and is a predicted model, not a curated record. Gene Ontology annotation, biological process: dGTP catabolic process. The transcript is spliced from 3 exons. Lineage: Eukaryota; Fungi; Ascomycota; Eurotiomycetes; Eurotiales; Aspergillaceae. Gene Ontology annotation, cellular component: cytosol. Gene Ontology annotation, molecular function: 8-oxo-7,8-dihydrodeoxyguanosine triphosphate pyrophosphatase activity.
AACUGCAUCAGUCCAGGGGUACAGAGUGUACAGUAUAAGUUAGUGCAGAUCGACCUGCAUAUCGACUUAUCGACUCCACCUCGGGACUCGAUAACAGACACCGCACAACCUCCAACAAACAUGGAUCCCCAAGUCAGAGUCGGAGUUGGAGUCUUCGUACUCAACUCCCAUGGCAAAUUCGUCAUCGGCAAACGACAAGGAAGUGUUGGUGCCGGCACAUGGGCUCUACCAGGCGGUCAUCUCGAAUUCGGUGAAUCGUUCGAGACCUGCGCCGAGCGCGAAGUCCUCGAGGAAACCGGGAUGAAGAUUUCGGAUGUUCGGUUCCUGACUGCAGUGAAUUCAGUCAUGGGAGACGAGAAUAAACAUUAUGUUACUAUCUUCAUGGGAGCCCGUGUCCAUGGAAGCGAGGAACCGAAAAUUCUUGAGCCGGAAAAGUGUGAGGCCUGGGAAUGGAUUUCGUGGGAUGAGAUGAAGGCUGGUGUGGGCGAGGGGUGGAACUUAUUUAUGCCUCUUUCGGAAUUGUUUAAGCAGCGUCCGGAGUUUUGGGUAUGA